Messenger RNA from Zophobas morio, 2362 nucleotides. RefSeq names its product protein inscuteable homolog (gene insc). Bases 146 to 2254 code for a protein of 702 amino acids. The record is from RefSeq and is a predicted model, not a curated record. Gene Ontology annotation, biological process: apical protein localization; establishment of mitotic spindle orientation; regulation of asymmetric cell division. Gene Ontology annotation, molecular function: cytoskeletal adaptor activity; protein binding. The transcript is spliced from 5 exons. Gene Ontology annotation, cellular component: apical cortex. NCBI's taxonomy places the organism in Eukaryota, Metazoa, Arthropoda, Insecta, Coleoptera, Tenebrionidae.
CGCGCGAGUUCAAGCAGACGUAUCGAAUACAAAUUUGAACGUGUUUCUAGUUGCACAAAGCAAAAUUGUGCUGUGGAGUGCAUAAUAAUUGUGUCGGAAAUGUUUUGAAAGGGUGACACUGGCUGGGAUUACAGUCGAGAGAACAAUGAGCGACUUCAAGCGCAGCCCCAGCAAGGUGUGGUGGGCCAGCGACUUCCUCGACCGGCGCGAGGAAGUCUCCGGGAGCCCCGGCAGCCAAGACUCCGGCUUCUCCGACACCGAGACGCCGCCCCUGCAAAUCCAGAAAACCACCACCAACAAACCCGAGAACCUCUCCAUCAACUACCAGGAGAAGAGCACCCCCGAGAAGAGCCGCCUCGGCGCCGACUUCCCCCGGAAGAGCCUCUUCGCCAAGCACUCUCCCAAAGUCAGCCGGAAUUUAUUCAACGCCAAGAGAUGCGUGAAGGACGCGCUUAAUCAUCAGUAUGCAAAGGACGUCGAAGACAAAACACGCUCGAGCGAGAGAGUGGAGAGCGGGCGCUCGCUGGAAGAGGAGGUGCUGAGGGCGUCGAGGAGUUUGCCGACGAGGGAGGAGGCCAAAAGGGCCGAGUUUUUCAACAGGUCGGCGCCGGCGGUUCUGGAGGAGGUGCGGGAGGACGAGGCGGAGUGCGCGGACUUUUCGUUGUCGAGUGACUGUGAAAGUGAGCUGGAAUGCCUCUUCAACGGGGGCUUGGACUCGCCGAAGCACACCUCCACGCCGAAGAAUCUAGUGAGCAGGAUGCGGGGCGCGAGGCGGGGAGGGAGUAGCUGGGGAGGCCACGAGGACAGGCUGCACCACAGGUCGCCCGAACUCCUCAAAAACGACGCCGUCCAGAAAUGGAUGCACGAAAUCCGACACCAGUACGACCAAGAAUGUAUGACGACCCUCCAAGCCAAAUCCAUAGCGGCAGAUCUGCACCAAAAAGUGGCCAACAUGGCCACCUACACAACCACCAACAUCAAAAACAUCAUCUCGCAUUCAGAAUGUCUCCAAGAGGAAUUCAAAACCUUGAACAGCGAGAAAAAAUACGUCGGCCCUUUAGCUCAAAGUCUAGCCGGCAACAUAAUGGACUUCUUCAAACUCUACUCAGAAGUAACCCCCAAAAUAACCAAACAAUACGACGCCAUAAGAAAAGCCACCCGUGACGAUCUCCUCACCCAAAUCUCCCCUUUAUUCACCCUCUGGGAAUCCACCUUCCACACAGUCCUCGAAAAAGAAAUCAAAAAGUUAGUCGAGCGUCUAGAAAAUCCAUGCUCAGAGUUAGAUCUUCGAGCCACCGUCACUGGAAUCACCUCCCUCUGUCUACGACACGAAAGUCUCAUUGAAAUCUUCACCAAAAGCGAAGUGGUUCCAAUUCUUCUGAUUCUAUGCGAAAAGUGUGAAGGUUCCUCCAUGAGGAGUCUCCUCCUCAGAGCACUAUCAACCAUGUGUUCCACCACUUUCGCGGUUCGUCAAUUCGAAAAGUACUCAGGCAUCCAAAUCAUCAGUGAAACUCUCACUGAAGACUUGUCCCGCCCGGAGCCCGAAAGGUCCGAAGCUGUAGCCCUUCUAGCCCAAGUGACCGCGCCUUGGAUAGAAGACAACCACUCCAUCAAGGGCUUGGCAGACCACUCCCGGAAGUUAGUCAAAUCGUUGACGAAAUUCGCCUCGACGACCAAGUGUUGUCAAAAUCUUCUUCUAUGUGCCGCAGCUCUUGCAAACUUGUCGACAAUGGACACCAAGUGUGUCAAAUACAUGCUACAUUUGAACACAGCGGAGAUUCUUUUGAAUUCAGUCAACAGAAGAGGACCAUGCGCUUCGGUUUAUCUUCUGGAGCAAGUGGCCACACUCGUUGCCAAUAUGACGUCAGUCGAAGUGGCCAGACAACACCUGACAAAACUAUCGACGAUUCCUGCACUUUUGUGUUUCUUGAAAUGCGGAGGAGUGGGGGAAGAAGCCGAGAAAAGGCUUCAACAGAAAGCUAUUAUCGCUUUGUCUAGGUUAUGUAGUGACAAAGAAGCGGCCACUCAGGUCGUGGAGUUGGGGGGAGUGGAGAAACUAGUCAAGAUGUGUAGGGAGAAGGAGGAGAGGUUUUCGAACGAUGCUGUGUUGGUGGCAACUUUGGCUACGUUAAGAAAAAUCGUCGAUGCGUGCGGGAAAGAUGUUAUUAGUGUAGAAGAUGUACAAGAGCUUGUGGAGCCUAAGUUGCUGGACUCCUUUCUGGCUUAUUCGACCCAAAGCGAGAGCUACGUGUAAAGUUCUGCCAUUUUUAAGUGUUCAAAUGAUUUUCUAAUAUUUAUUGAUUGUUGUUUUAUUUAUUGUAUUUUAAUUUUAUUGCGAAAAAAUAUAUGACGUAUUUAGAGA